CCCCAUGGGCCGCAUGGUCUAAUGGGGAUCCUGUUACAUAUCAGAAUUGGUACCCUGGUCAUCCUGUUCCAAAUAGAGAAAAGAAACUGAUUCCUAUAUGUUCCUCAACUACACAAAGUCCACUGAGCACCCUAAUAACUACCCCAACAUCAACCCCAACAUCUACCCCAACAUCUACCCUAGUGACCUCAACACAAACCUCCACAGUCACUCCUGCUUCAGUAACCUCAACAUUUCAAACGAACAAAGAAAAUGAUACAUGCCCCAUACUGUUCGAAAUGCUUUUUUGCUUAAAUAUGACAUGUGAUGAUCUUGAAAGUGCUGUGGAUAUGUGUAAGAGAACACCGACUGUUACUCCAAAUACUACAACAUACAGCACCACCCCUAAAGUCACAACAUUUAGCACCACCUUUAAUGCCCCAACAAAUGGCACCAAAACCGAGGACACCACAACCGAGAGCACCACCACCAGCAACUGCGUCUUUGAACCCGAGCCAGAUCCUGAACAAUACAUUGAGGAUGCUUGUGUGGUCCUGCUCAGCUUCGGCAUGUGGAAGGAAGAAGACUGCAACAGAAGUCUACCUUUCAUCUGUUAUGAAGAGCGCUUUUUUGGCCAGAUAAACAUUUCCGAUGUGAACACAAGUGCAGGCAAUCUGAGCUGGUCUGAGGGACCCGGUGCUAAGAACAUCAGUCACUACAGAGUGGAGGUUACUGGGGACAAAAACCAGACAUUUAACCAGACUAAACUGUUUCAAUACAUAGAAAAUCUGACAGCAGGAACUCUGUACAAAGUUCAGGUGUUUCCUGUGAAAUGUGGCAGGGACCUCAAUCCACAGAAUAUCUCCUUCUACACCUAUCCCUCUGAUGUGCAAAAUCUGAUUGUGGUGAGUGUGACAACUGUUAGAGCCAACCUCAAGUGGAGUAAACCAGAUGGAAACCAUGACUUCUACUCAGUAACUUUCAUAAAUGCAUUGAAAACUGAAAAACAAAAGUGUGAUAAUGAAGAGUGCACUAUUACGGAUCUUAUUCCAGGAACCGAGUAUGUAUUCACAGUUAAAGCUGUAGUGAAUAAGAUGACUGAAGGUGUGCCGAGCAACGUUUCUGAUUACACCAUACCUUCAACUGUCAGAAACCUAAGAUCAGCAGACAAUGACAGCACAGUCAUAAUGGCCUUUUGGGAUCCUCCUACUGGUAAUUAUUCAGGUUACCGCUAUUGUCUUGAAGAAGUCAAUAACAGCCGCAAGUGUACUUACUGCAACAUCACAUCAGACAGCAGCAUUACAGCAAACAACGACAUUACAAACUCAGGCAACAGCGAUACAGCAAAAUUCAGUAAUACAGACUGCAAAACAGUGGAUGAAACAGAAACAUUUAUCAAACAGAGUAAUAGAUCAGACGGCAGCAUGUUUUGUGUGUGUGUGGCAGCGCUAACAAAGAACAACACUCUGUCAGGAGAAAUGGUUGGAAUCCCAGCAUACACACGCCCAAAAUCUGUGGACCUCAGUUUAAUACCUUCCCUUAAAGAAAUGCAAGCCACCUGGGAAAUAAAUGGGAAUUAUGAAAAAUUUGAAGUGACAAUUAUAAGUGCUGAUGCAAAGGAUAUACAGUCAUAUAAUACUACAAACAAGGAUUACACUUUCACUAAUCUGAAGGCAGGAGUGUUUUACACCGUUUCAGUUGUCACUCUUAAUGGUGACCUUACAAGUGUACCUGCUAAUAAGUCAGAUUACACCCGGCCUGCUAAACCUCGUGAUGUAAAGGCCACCGCUAUCAAAAAUAACAUACAGCUAAGCUGGGGUGCUCCAGUUGAGUCUGAGGGUGCCUUGAUUCAAUAUAUAGUGAAAUAUAACACUUCUUUCUGGGAUGAAACUAAUGAAAUAAAUACAACUGAGACAAAUAUCACCAUUCCUUAUUUAAGACCAGGAACAAAAUAUACGUUCAAUGUCAUGGUCUUGGCUGGAAAUCUGAGUGAUCCAGCCACUACUCAUGCAAAAACAGAGCCUGAGAAGAGGACACUGGUCCUCACGAUGUUGUGUUCCUCUCAAACCGCACUUCAUUGUGACAAACCUGAAACUCGGAAUGAACUGUUUGAAACGCUGAAAAAAAAAAUUGAUGACAAAUUUCAAGACUUGGUCCACUGGAAGCUUAAAGCAAAAACUAGCAAAGACAUCCUUUGAAUCUCUAUGAUGUGGCCUACAAUCAAGAAAAAAAUCACACACUGAAAUUUUGUGUGAUUUCAUGCCUGGUGAAUUCUGAAUUUAUUUUCUUACAUUUCCAUGAAUGCAACUUACAAAAGAGGAACAAAAGCAAUGUGUCAGAGAGCCAACAAUAUAUGUUAUAUACAAUUUUAUUAGAUUAGAUUAGGAAACAAGGGAGAGAAGAGGAAACAUUUAGAGAAGAAAUAUAAGUUUUUGGUAAACUUUACGGGAACCAAAUGUCCUCACAGGGAUAGCAAAACCUGAUAUUUUUGACUUUUGCUUGUUUGUUUUUUAUUUUCUGUGCGAGUUUGGGGUGAGGGUAUAGAAUAUUCAGUAUAAAAAUCAUUAUGUCUUUGGAAAGUGCAUUGGUUUAAGAGGUUGUUAAGUGCUUGUUUUUAGCUUCUUGGAGGGUUUUAUUUUGAUUCUCACUCAUUUUUGGGCCUGUAUGGCAAUUUUUUCUUCUUACAAAUUGCAUAUUGACAUUUACUAUAAAUUGAGUGGUGUGAUGAUAUUUGCUAUA
Molecule: messenger RNA, 2718 nt
Organism: Cyprinus carpio (common carp)
Lineage: Eukaryota; Metazoa; Chordata; Actinopteri; Cypriniformes; Cyprinidae
Product: receptor-type tyrosine-protein phosphatase eta-like
Exons: 9
Coding region: 279-2177 (632 amino acids)
Molecular function (GO): protein binding
Source: RefSeq, a predicted model, not a curated record